Brassica oleracea var. oleracea is the source of this 714-nucleotide messenger RNA. RefSeq lists its product as uncharacterized. The coding region runs from base 1 to 714 and encodes 237 amino acids. The transcript has 3 exons. The record is from RefSeq and is a predicted model, not a curated record. Lineage: Eukaryota; Viridiplantae; Streptophyta; Magnoliopsida; Brassicales; Brassicaceae.
AUGGCAAAAAGUUUUCUGAGAUAUGAAGUGAAUGAUGGCAAUACUGCUCGGUUUUGGACUGAUAUAUGGUAUCCUAGAGGUCGUCUGAUCGAGGUUGCUGGAGAGAUUAGUACGCAAAGGCUGGGUAUUAGAAGGGAGGCUCGUAUCAGUGAGACGGUAGAGAUGCAGUUCUAUGGAAGAGAAGGGAUGGUAAUUAUGGUUCCAGGUUUGUGGCUUCUGAAACUUGGCACCAGAUCCGACAGUCUAAGAACAAGGCCGUUUACCCAGUUUUCGCAAGGGAUUCCUCGAUACGCUUUCAUCACCUGGCUAGCCAUCCAUGAUAGGCUUUCCACAGGUCGUCGUACAAGCAGUUGGGGGCAACCGCAGUGCUGCAUUUUCUGUAUGGAACCAGAUGAGACAAGAGAUCACAUAUUUUUUGCUUGCCCCUAUACGUUUAUGGUUUGGUUGAAAGUGACAGGGAAUCUGUUUGGCUUGGAAACUGAUCCUGAUUGGGACAUAACUCUGUCUCGACUGCUCACUGGUUCGUACGAUCGAGUCACUUUUAUCCUUCUGAGACUGGUCUUCCAAGUGUCUGUUUACCUAACCUGGCGUGAACGUAAUGAAAGAAAGCACAACACCAGCAACAAGUCAGUGGCUCAGCUAGCAAAGUUGAUCGAUAAGACCGUAAGGAACCGUAUCACUUCCCUCAAGUAUGCCUGCAACCCGCGACUGUAG